ACCAUAAAACACUACAAAGUAAACUAGUAAUAGUAAAAAUAAUUAUGUUCGGGUCUACUGCAAACGGAACUGGGCCAAGUGAAGCUCAAAUAUACAACAACAAUAUCGAUAGAUCAACUCUUCCUAAAUACACACGAGCUGAAUUAUCUAAAUACAACGGGUCGGACGAUCCCAAGCUUUAUGUUGCCAUCCGGGGAACCAUAUACGAUGUAACUGCCAAUGAAGCCAAUUAUGGUCAGGGAAAGGCAUAUCAUAAAUUAGUCGCCAAAGACGUCAGUAGACUAUUGGGAUUGAAUCGAUUGGUGUUGCCAGCUGGUCAGGAGCCGACCCUGGGAGAAGAAGAUUUAACCUUGACUACUUGGUAUACUGGGGAUUUGGAUGACAAACAGAAUGGAAUUAUUGAUAAUUGGAUUCAGUUUUUUGAAAAGAGAUAUCAUAUAGUUGGUGUAGUCAGUGAUGUAUAGAUAUAUGUAGAUGUUUUUUUGCUGUACCAAAACCAACUUCUACUGUUGCCGAAGUUCUGCCUUCUUUUUCCUCCACCAUAGGAAAACCAACCCACCAUGUGAAUAUUUUUGAAGAACUUAAUCUGGUAAAUUUUCUACAUUACACAAUCUCUUGGCAGUAUAUAUCUAAAUCUAUUUUAUCUUAGUAUAGAUUGAUUGAAUCCUGUAGCUGUGGUUUACUGUAUAAGUACUAAUAAAGAUUUGC
This is a messenger RNA of Spathaspora passalidarum NRRL Y-27907, 708 nucleotides long. RefSeq lists its product as uncharacterized. The record is from RefSeq and is a predicted model, not a curated record. Bases 45 to 464 code for a protein of 139 amino acids. NCBI's taxonomy places the organism in Eukaryota, Fungi, Ascomycota, Pichiomycetes, Serinales, Debaryomycetaceae. Gene Ontology annotation, cellular component: endomembrane system; membrane. The transcript has a single exon.